Molecule: messenger RNA, 12790 nt
Organism: Saccostrea cuccullata (small rock oyster)
Lineage: Eukaryota; Metazoa; Mollusca; Bivalvia; Ostreida; Ostreidae
Product: A-kinase anchor protein 9-like
Exons: 50
Coding region: 40-11286 (3748 amino acids)
Biological process (GO): signal transduction
Molecular function (GO): molecular adaptor activity
Source: RefSeq, a predicted model, not a curated record
AAAGAGAUAAACGAUUUACACGCACAACACGACAAAGAAAUGGUAGAAGCACGACAAACUCUAACAGAGGAAUUUCAGGCUAAGCUGGAGGAGAUGGAGAGUAAAUACAGCAAGGAGAUGGAGACUCUGCAGAGCCAGAUAGAGACUGGAAUGCACCAGAAUCUCGCUACCGAGUACAAGAUCCAGGAAUAUCAGGAUAAAAUUCAUGAACUCGAGACCGAGCUAGAAAAAUUUUUGAAAGAGAGUGAAUCCAGCGACGAGAAAUCGUCCAAGCGUAUAGUGGACGAGUCUGGUGUCAUGGUGUCUGCCUCGAGUGAAUUCGACACGGAUGGAGAAACAAAGGAUUCUGGGAAGGGGACUAUAAAUAAGGGAGUGGAUCAAACAGAUUCUAGUGGAGGAUUUCAAGUUAGUGAAGUUUGUGAAGAAACUAGUGAAACUGGAGGAGAGGAUCUAAGAGAUUCAGGAGGAGAGGAUCUAAGAGAUUCAGGGGGGUUAGUUGUAGAUCAGUCGGUGAAGGAUUAUGAAAGUGAAAGUGGGAAGGAGGAAUUGACUCGGCGAGACUCCAGUGCUGAUUUAGACAACUCACUCCAGAACCUUAAAGGCUCGCAUGCUGCUGCUAUAGCUGAAAUAGAAGAGGAGUAUAACUCAAAGCUGGCCAGUCUGAAAGCAGGGUUAGAAAAGGACUAUCAGGAUAAACUCAGCCAAAUAAAGAAAGAGCUCUCUAGCACCAAAAGUUCACUGACUGGAGAGGUCGUGGAAGGUCAAGGUCAGGGACCAGAGAAGGAUGACCUUGACAUAGCACACACGGAGGAGCUACAUGACCUUGAAAUCCGUCUGAUGGAGAAACACAGUCAAGACUUGUUUAACCUUGAGAACCAGUACAAAGAGAGAAUUGAGGAAAUCCAACAACAUCACCAGGAAGAAGUAAAUAGUCUUAAGAAGAUGGUGGAGUAUUUACAACAGACAGCAGGUCCAGAGAAAUCCCAGGAGCUGAAGAGCCUGCCUUCCCCGGGACCCAAACGCAGUACUCCGGUCAGUGAAAUGGACGAGGACGACGACAGUUCCCACGGUAACGGGUCACGCCCCCAGGAGAAAUCCGUCGACCUGAUGCAGUUUGAGUCGAGUUACGAGGACAGCAGCAGUAGUGUACUGGAACCCCCGACAGAAAAACCGCCCGCCUUACCCCGAGACGCAGGGAGUGAGGUCAUAGAAUCGGUGCAAGCCACAAAAACGAAUGCCCCGCUAGAGAGAGAGGUCUCCAGUGAAACAGGAAGUGAACAGAGUACUCCGAGGGACCUACUCCAGACCAUGUCCGGUGACCUCUUGACCCGGGGACUACAGACCGUCAAUACUCUCGGAUCCUCCACAGAGUUCUCCACCGGUGAACAGCACACAGAGACGACUUCCUUAGCAACCGAACUCAGGGACAAGGAGGUCAAAAUUAAAGAGUUGGAGAAUGAAAUAGAGAGUUUACAAGCAAAGUUUGCAGAGAUUGUUGAGCGACGAGAACGGGAGAAUGAGGAAAGUCGUAACCUUGAGGUCAUGUUACGGACUGACCUUGAACGACUUCAUGUAGAUAGAGAGAGCGUCCAGUCAACCAAUGACCACCUCCUACAGCUGUUGUCAGAUGCCGUAAAGACCUACCUCAAUGUGGAGGAGGCUAUAAAUAGAAAACUGGCCAGCAUCGUCACCGGCGACCAGGGGUCACCCUCCAUACAGAGAAGGUCCCCGCCCUCACGGAAACCGAGGUCACCCCCCGGGAGCCACCCAAGGUCACCACCGGGCAGUCACCACCACACACCACCAGAACCCAGCUCACCCGGCGGGGCUGAAGGAGGAGAGGUCCCUCCCCACGAGACGAGUUUACUGUCCAACCUGACAGACGAGGGACUGGACCUGUCACAGCGGACCAUCACAGAGAGUAUCUUCCAGGGGCCUGACCUAGAUACUGAGGGGGAGGAACUACUGACAGAUGCCAGUAACCGGCUUCAGAGCUCUGUCUCGCGUCUCCUGGACAUGAUUGAGGACACCACGCACCAGCUGUAUGACACGAAGCGGACCCAACACGAACUGGUCACCACGGUAUCGUCAGGGCAACAGGAGUCGCUGUCCAUCUCCACGCGCUGCGACGAACUGGAAGAGAGGCUGAGGGAAGAAGUGGAGGCCAAGGAAUACCUAGCUAUGGAGCUUCACAAGGCAGAAGGUUUAAUAGAGGGCUACAGCACAGAACGAGAUCAGCGAGAACAACAAGUCAGAGACCUGGAGGAGAAGACGGAAGCCUUGGUGCUGGAAUUAGAGACGACUAAAAAUAGACUCCUGGACCUGGAAGCGUCGCAUCACGAGGCGACGUCGCUACGCAGCGAGAUGCAGCGACAGCGAGAACUACUCAACGAUAACGUCGGAGAUCAGGCUCAAGUUACCAUGGGAACCGUUGGAGCGCCAUCUAGUGACCAAGCUUUGAUGUUGGAACUGAACAAAUUGAACGACGAAAAGAGAAGCCUUCAACUGCAGCUCAGGACCACGACGGAAAAAUACGACAAACGCGUGGCUGACCUAGAGAAUGCGGGGGAGGAGACGGAGCGACAUUACGUACAGCUGCUAGAGGAGAAGAAAUCGGAGGUGGAGGAUCUACGAUUACAGCUCGACUCGGUGGAGAAGCAGCUCAAGUCAAACCGGCACUUCAUUGAGAGCAUGAAUUUAACAAGUGAAGAACAAGCCAACGAACGAGAACAAGAGAGAGAUGAAUUUCAGCGAGAGGUCGAUAAACUCAAAAAGGCGAUAUCUGACCAGGAACGAAAACAGGCGGCAGAAAACCGACUCCAAAGAGAGGUGGAGAAUUUGACAGAAGAGUUACAGGACCGUAUUGACAGUCACAGUGAGAUCGUGAUGCAGACUGAGCGUUUACAGCGGGACCUGUCAGAUAAACAGAUGACGACGGAGGAAUUAACGGCCGUCGUACGGCAGCUAGAACAGGAACUCGAGGAGCGCUCAAAAACAGAGCAGGAGUAUAAACAGAAAAUCAGUCAGUUACAGCGUCUAUUGGAGCGACGUCGAUCGGUCGGCGAGAUGUCAGACAAACAGGAAGAAGAGGAGGAAGAGGAAGGUCAAGGUCACAGCGAGUCCGAGUCGACAGGAAGUGAGACUCGAGCCAUGAGACGACGGAGAAAACUGCCCUCCCACAUCUCACUACAACAGGAAGAGGCUUUGUAUCAGGAGAAGGAACAGCUACAGACUCAGUUGGAGGAUCAACUCAAACAGAUCUCGGCUCUCCGCAAUCAGCUGGACGAGAUGAGACACAGGGGAGACUACUCCGGAAGCUUCGGGGACGAGAGUCAAACGACGUCACUACAGAGACAGGUGGACAACCAGAGAGAGGUCACAGAGGAGAAAGACAAAGAGGUCAGGGUCAAAGGUUAUUGGGUCAAGACUGAGAAGGAGGUCGAUACAUCAUCAAUGUCUUAUGAUUGUAAUGUAUUUAUUUCUGAUUUACAGCGAAGUCUAAAGAAGGAGGUCAAUACUACACCUAUGUUAGUUCUUGCUGAUUGUUAUGUAUUUGUUUUUGAUUUACAGAGAAGACUACGAAGUCUUGAGAAGGAGGUCGAUACGACCCCGAUGUCGGUUCUGACUCAGAACCUGAUUGAGGAGAAGAACCAGGAGAUUGAUCACCUUAACAACCAGAUAGAACAGCUCCGGUUCCAGAUCUCGGCUCUCAAGUCCGGCGAGGCACUGGCAGAAAUGCAAUCUGAGGUGGACAAACUCCGAGCUGACCUGGAGAAGAAGGAGAUGGAGCUGGUCCGAGCCUCCCAGGCCUCGACUUUCUCCGACAUCAGCGACAACGAUGGGGUGCCCGGGGUGUCAGAGUCCUUCACUGAAAAGACAAACCUUCAACAGGAAUUGGAAGAUUCUGUGGCCCAAAGGAUGGAAGAAUAUGAACAACUCAAGUCAGCUCUUCAGCUGAAGGAGGAAGAAAUAGUCACCCAUCAGCAGACCAUUAAGGAGAAGGAGGAGGAGAUAGCCGGCCUUAAUAUGACGCUGGACGAAAAGAUGACGGAACUAGAGAACAAGUCAAGGGAGCUCACUGAGGAAAAAUCCAAGCAGCCAGUUACCUCCCCUGCUAGAGAGGAAGCCUACCUUAAUGAAAUCCUGCAGGAAAAAGAGACACUUAUAGAACAAAUGAACAUGCAAAUAGAAGGUCUUAAUGGAGAAGUGGAAAGUCUGACUGAUUUCCAGAACAAGCUUCAGGAGGAUUUCGACACGGUACAACAGAUGCUGGAGGAAAAAGAGAGAGAGAUCGACACCCUGACUAAAGAACUAAGUGAGAGAGUGCCGGAGGAUCACAGCGAGGAACUGCUUAAACUAGAGAUGGAGAUUUCAAAGCUGAAGAAAGAUUUGAAAGAAAAAGACAACGUGAUAGAAGAGAGAGCUGAGGAAAUGUACCUACUGAACGAGAAACUCGAACAACAGGAAGCACAAACAGACCAGCAAAGUUUAUCUCAGAAACUUGCCGAAAAGGAAUCCGAAAUUUUAUCUCUCCAAAAUAAACUCACGGAGAGUGCCAAACUGAGGGAAGCCUUAGAGGAGAGGAAUCGAGAGGCAGAGGAAAUCCGGGCUGAGCUGAGUCAGGUGAAAGAGAGGCUAGCAGCCGGCGGAGAUACCCAGACCAAACCGGAGCAAACCGGUGCCGUGAACUCUGACCUUUUGUUGAAGGAAAAAGAGGCGGAGUUAGAAAGGGUCAAGGCGGAGUUUGCUAGCUUCAGAGAAAGUUUGCAGUCUGCUGCACGAGACAUUGAGCUUCAGGAAAAUUGUAACGAGAUACAGCGUCUCAAACAAGAACUGACGGCCAUGCGCGGACUCGUAAAACACGACGCGAAAGACGAGCAGGUCAUACAAAGAAUGAUAGAGAUGGAGCGUCUCAAAGAACAACUCGCAGGAAUACGAGAUCUGGUGAGGGAAGGAAAUAUCUCGGAAGUUAAGCUGACUAAGGAAGAGGUCGAUACGUUGAGAAAUAGACUGAAAAGUUUCGACUCUCAAGAGGAGUUGAGUGCGUUUGCGGAGGAUUUGAUGAAAUUAAAACAGAGAAUAUUUGAGAAAGAUUAUGAAGAAGAAAUGAGAAAGAAAAAUGAAGAGAUAGAGCAACGAGAUACUGAGAUUCAGAAAUUAAAAGAGGAGCUUGAAGAUUUGGAUGAAAAAGAGGAAGAGAUUCAGAGAUUGAGGAGAGAUUUGAAAAGUCUCGCAGAAAAAGAGAACGAGAUACAGUGGUUGAGAGACGAGUUAGACAGUGUGGAUGAUCGCGAGAAUGAGACGAAGGAGCUAAAGCAGCAAAUCGAAGAAAAGGACGACGAAAUUCUGGGACUGAAACGAGAUAUAAAAAGUCUUGCCGAUAAAGAGAACCAGAUUCAGUGGCUGAAAGAGGAACUGCAGACUUGUGAUGAGAAAGGGAGUGAGAUAGAGAAGUUAAGGACUGAGAUAGAGGAGAAAAAUCUCAAGAUAUGUAACCUGAACAAGGAAAUCGUAACUUUGAAGGAAAAAGACAGGGAAAUUUUAAAAUUGGAAGAAGAUUUGAAAAUCUUGGAAGAGAGGGAAAAUAAAAUCCAGAAACUGCAGAGAAAUAUAAAAUAUCUUGCAGAAAAGGAACUCGAGAAAGACGCAGAGAUUGUGAAACUUUUGGAGGAGGUGAAUGAGAAGGAUAGACAGAUACAGGAACUGCGAGACGAUCUUGAAAACUUAGCGGAAAAAGAAGAGGAGAUCGAGACAUUGCGCACUGAGAUACAGAGAAUGGUGGAAAACCAGGAAUGUUUGGAAGAAGAGAGAAUGUCCAACAUGGCCAGUCCAAGGUCAAGGCAAAGGACGCCAGAGGUAAACAUACCGAGAUGGUCAAAGGAGGGCGACCUCUCAGAAGUUUAUUUAACGGAAUCCACGACCAGCCCACAGCUGGCAAGUAUCGAAAUGAGGCAAGAGAAAAACAAACAGCGGCUAAUGGUUCAGUUCAGCUCAGGGGCAGGGACCCAGUUUAGUUCUGAGGGACCAGUACAAUUUACUUCUACAGAAGGGUCGGGACAGUUUAGUUCUGGAAGCAUCGAUCAGGAUUCUCUGAACCAGGAAGUGGAGAAUCUGAAGGUCAAGGUCACAUCACAGGAAGAGGAACUGGACAACCUUAACGAGGAGCUGACGUACAAAAAGGAGGAGAUACGUAGCCUGAGUUCUGACGUGGAGGUGAAGGCGGGUGUGAUAACGGAGCUAGAAAACCAGAUAGAGGCUUACCAACACAAACAAGAUGAACAGUUCCAGAAGUUACGAGCCUUUGAGGUCCAGUUGGAGGAAGUCAAGAAACAGGGGGCGGAGACUGAGGGGGCAUGGUCACAACUGACACAGACCCAGGAACAGCUGGAACAGACGAUGCAGGAACUGACCACCGCCAACAUCAAACUGACCGAGGCCGAGCAGAACCUCAGGGUCGUCAGCUCACAGCUACUGGACAAAGAGAAUGAACUACAGGCUUUACAAGCAGAUUACUGGGAAAAAAUGGGGAAAAUUACAGAAGAACUACAGCAGGCCAACACAAGGCUUAAACAACAGGAGGAAGAAAUCCAAAGACUGCAAAGCCCGAGGCCAAAGUCCGAGGCCAAACAGGAGCUGGAUGUGUUACUGAGUGAGAAAGAUCACGAACUUCAGGAUGUGAAGCAGAGGCUCAGGGAAGCCGUGGAACUGAGUGAACAACAGCUACGUAUUGUAGAACAGAAGGACGAGGAAUUCAUGAAACUGAAACUCGAGAUCCAACAGAUGAUCUCGGAGAAAGACAGGACAAUUCGAGAUCUGAAGAAGCAACUGACAGCUCAGAGCUCGAGUAGCGAGCUUGAGAUAUCUCAGCUUCAGCAGGAAGUGGAGAGUAAGAGGGAGACUCUGGACGGGCUGGAGAAGGAGCUGCGACAGUUAAAGGGAAUCCAGGAUCUGUCGCUAGAAGCCGGCGGUGACGCCUUAUCGCUGGUCACGUUACUGAAAAAUCAACUCAAGGAGAGAGAUGACGCAAUUAAAGAAAUCCAUGGAAAUCUACAAAAAUCUCAGCAGGAAUUAAACUCAAAGUCAGAGGAGCUCGAGACAAAAUCUCGUGAGCUCAGAGACCUUCAUGCCAAGCUGAUCAAAGCAACACCAACUUCUCAAGAGAGUUUGUCUGAGGAGGCAGCAAGACAGUUCCAUCAGCUGGAGCAGGAAUUACGGACGGCAAAAGAAGCCCUCGCAGAAAUGCAGCGUCAGGCGGGCGGAGUCAGUAGAGAGAGCAGUGCAGAGAGGCAGGUAUUCAGAGAGGGUAGUCCAGAGUCUGAGGCUGAUUUAGAAUUAAUGGAUGUAGAUGAACUCCGUUGUCUUGUGCUGGACUUGAGACGUGACCUUGACCUCAGCAGGUCAGAGGUUGAGUUAUUCAGGAAGUCUGCUUCCAUGUCUGCCAAAGACUUUGUACAGAAAGUGAUGGAGCUUCGUGAAGAACUCGGCUCACAACAUCAGAGACACAUACAGGAUCUCACCGAGAGAAACAGACUCGAGUCCGACACCAAUCUCGCUCAACUCAGAAUCAAAUUCGAGGACGAGAUCGAGCACAUAAAGAAACUCCAUCAAAAGGAACUGACUCAGAAGAUUGGUGAGACGAUGCGAGAUCUUGAGAAACAGCACAAGACCGAGAUAAACUCUAUGCUCGCUCGACACAAGCACGAGAUUGAGAUGCUGAGAAUCAGAGAACCUGUCUUAGAAUCCCAUGAUGCUUCAGUUUUGAAUCUGGCCAAUCAGCUGGGUUCUGAGGUUGCCAUGACAGAGCGAUUGGACAGUCAGUUAAUUAGGUCACUGGCACAGCGGCCUGAUGGGAAGGAUACCACUGAGAUGAGUGACGCGACGGAAAGUGAAAUCUCCGUGGACGAAAAUGUGCCGUCAAGACUGCAGGUCCUGAUGAACAGACUCCACAAGGAAGGGGUCCAGAUGUUAUCUAUGUCUGAGUUACAGUUCCUGAAUCGUCACAUGCCGCCGAGUCAGGUAGAUCGGGAGGUGGAUCUAAGGUCUUUACAGGCGGCAUGGGAGAAUGAGAAACAAAGCCUGCUAUCAGCUGUCCAGUCUCUCAAAGAUUUACUGGCUCAGACCCACAAAGUCAGGGGGAUUGAUAAGGCUGCGGAUGUCUCAGAUUGGAGAGGUGAACUGUUACGCUCCAUUGGUUACGUUUUUGCUAAAGAGCGGGAGACAUUACUGGCUGAGCUGAGGUCACAUGUCCUCUCACAUCCAAACAUCGACCUGACCGAGAUUCAGAAACUAGAGCAGAAGAUCAGGAACCAGGAGGCCCAUCAGAAGUCGUCUCUGGAGCAGAUAUUCAGCGCUGAUCGCCAGUCACUCCUGGCGGAGAUUCGAGAUCUCCGAGCCCACGCUAACAUCAGCGUAAUGAGACAUCAGGAGGAGAAAGAACGACUGACGGAACAGCUCAACAACGUGGAGGAUCAAACCUCAAAACGGGAGCGGCAACUCAAAAGACAAGUGCAGUUAUUGGAGUAUAAACUCCAGCAGGAGAAGAUAAUCCAGGACGACCUGAGGACGAGUUUAGAGGUUGAGCGUGACCGCUCCAGUGACCUCUCGACCCAGCUGAGUCGCGAGAAGAACGGUAACCUUGACCUUCAGACUGACCUGUCCAAUCAACAGAUCCAGAUCUCCAAAUUAAAGGAUGCACUGGAACGAGAGCAGAGCCGAUUUAUAUCUGUCACGGGUGCUCUGGAAGAAGAGAAAUCGAAGAGCCAGCAUCUCAGUGAACUACUGGAGCGUGAACGAGCCUCGCUGAGACAGAUGAGGUCAAAGGUCGAGGAGGUCAAACUAGAGUCGGACAGCAAGGAGAGACAGGAGCAUUUACUUGAGAGACUUCAGAGUGAGUUAAACUCGGAGCGAGAUCGUAGACUUCAGGCGGAGAAUGGGGCGGAGCUGGAGAAAGUGGCCCUGGCCAAUCUACAGCAGGAACUCGAUCUCGAGAGAAAGAACCUCAGGUCGACCGAGUCCGAGUACAAGGCCCGAGUCAAACAGCUCACGACGGCCGUGGAGCUAGAGAGGGCCAAGUCUAAUGAUCUGCAAGGGGCCUUGGAAAGGGAGCGAGCUGUCAAUGACAAACUUAGAGAAAAUCUCGACAGUGAGCGCCGCUCGCUGCUAGAAAGUACCGACAGGGAAAACUCAAUCUUCGAGGACAUGCAGCUGGAACUGGACUCGGAACGUGCCAAAGUGAAUGAUCUCAAAAACUUGGUGGAAAGAGAGAAACAGAGACUGCAAUCUCAGGUUACGAUGUUAGAAUCUCAGUCGAGUGCACUCAAAGAGGAGCUAGAGCAGGAAAGGCUGGCAUGUCGGCAGAUGAAGAAUGAGAUUGACCAGAUACAACUUCAGAAGUUGGACAUUACACGUCAUUAUGAACAUGAACGGGACCAAGUGUCGCGUCUGAAGUCUGAACGUGAACAUCUGAGGUCAGAGGUCAAAUCACUGAAAGACUUGAUAAACGAGAAGGAGAGGACUCGGGACUCAGAGAAAGUGACCGAGCGCCGCUCACAAAGACAGCUGGAGAGGGAGAGAGACGACCAGAAAAUGAAAAUGCAUGAGAACGAGUUAGAAAUCCAGAGACUGACUCAGAGAGUGUUGGACAUGGAGGACCAAAUCACGGCAAGUCGGGAGCGAGAGAUGGAGGCCGUGCGCGAACUGCAGCAGGAAAAGCUACGCACGUCUCAACAUCACGCAGACUCCGAGGGCAGCGAGGAAGAUCAGGAUCACUGGAGCGUUUAUAAGACUCAGCUGGAGAGUAUUUGUCAGAGUCUACAGUAUCUGAUAUUACAAUAUCAGGACCAGCUUUCCUCAGGCAUUCAAGGUGCAGUGAAUGUUCAUGGAUUAGAAAGAUCACUGAAGGACUUACUGGGUGAGCUCAAACAAACUCAGAUGCCACUCGCUUUUGAAUCUGACAACACAGACAAUCUCAUGAGUCGCCCAAGUGCUCAGGCUGUGAAUGAGCGAGUGCUACAUCACAAUUCUGAAUUAACAAACUUUGUGACAAGACUUACAGAAGAAAAAAUGGAGCUACGCAACACUCUGGGAAGACUUGAGGAGGAAAUUUGGAGAUACAGGCAGAGGGGUUCCGAACAUCAGAACGGCCACGACGUCAGUGAGAGCCACCAUGAUCAGGAAAAUCGUCACUUGGAGGCACGCGCUGGGUGGGCCAAGGAGCGUCUGUCUCUACAGCUGUCACUGAAUCAGAUGGAGCGGGAACUAGAUAAAUGUCGGGCGGAUCUGAUAUUAAUCAUGACUGGACAAAGCACCGAGGGAGAUAGAGACAGGAUACAGCGACUCUAUGGGAAGUACUUGAGAGCUGACAGCUAUCGUAAAGCCCUGGUCUACCAGAAGAAGUAUCUCCUGUUGUUACUGGGCGGUUUCCAGGAUUGUGAGCAGACGACACUAGCCCUGAUCGCCAGGAUGGGGGCCUACCCCUCCCCUGAAGAUUUACAGAGGGGGGCCAGGCACCGCAGACCAUUCACCAUGUUCAGAAGUGCUGCCAGGGUCGUUGUGGCUGUGUCAAGGAUGCGUUUCCUGGUGAGGAAGUGGAAGAGAGCGACUCGAGUUGGGUCUCCCGUGAUGGGGGGAACAGUGGACCUACAGCAAGGUUACACACCAGAUACACACAGUUUUUCACCGCCCCGCAUCAACACACAGUCACGCCUGAACGCCUCAGGACAACUCAGCAGUCACUCAUCAUCCCCCCUCGUCAACACUCAGUCACGCCUCAACGGCUUCGGACCUCUAAACAGUCACCCAUCAACCCCCCUCAAUCCCAGCAUUCCCUUGUCUCCCUACAGCCCCUCUUAUCUGUCUUCCAGCCAUUCUCAGCGAGACACCAUUCAUGGACCUACUCAUCAACCACUAGAGGGCGCUUCUGGUGGUUACCAUGUGAACGGGAGUGGGAUAGCCAAUGGGAUUUCACCUUAUCAGUCAGUGGGUGGGCCCUCUGAAGGUUACCGUGCCAAUGGGAACUUUUCUGUUCAUAUGACCCCUCCCACCAGAGACUACAGCAGCAAACCUCAUCCCUCCUCCUCGGAAACCUCAGGUGCUAGAAGAAAAAUUUUAUCAUCCACCAUGUCCACCCCUUCUAAAAACACCACUGCCUCGCCGGUACGUCGAGUGAGAAUAUCAGAACCUGAAUCUGUUCACGACGACUACAUCAACCGACUAGAGAGUUUACAACAGAGACUCAGUAAUAUGGAUUCAGGUACACCAAAGUCAAGGUCGUAUCCAAGGCGAUAGUAACGGUUUUAUACCAGAAUUUCUCCAGCAUAUCUGUGAUGUGAUGUUGAUGCCAAAUAGCAGCAUUUCAAAAAAAAAUCCUGGAAGUGAUGUCAAACAGCAAAAACAUGUAUCAAUCAAACUGUUUUAGUGUCAAUGUUGUGAAGCUGUGAGAUAUAAGAUUUGUGUGUUGAGAUGUCUCAUGAUAUAAAAACCAAGCAUAUAUUGUAACUGUUGAAUGUUUUAUAAUUGUUCAAAUGGGACCAUUUAGAAAAUAAAUUCAUGAAUAUUUUUCUUGUAUGUUAAAACUGUGAAAGACAUCCCUUAAAAGAUAAUUACAUGUAUAUUUGAAAGUUCAUUUCAUGUUGGUCUUAUUUUUAUUUAUUUACUUUUUUUAUUAUUUUUCCAUUUUUAGAAUGUUAAGUAUAUCUCUCUUCGUAACAUCAUUAAGUUUAUGUAAAAAAAGAAAAGAAAAUAUAGCAAUAUUUUAUGAUAUUACUCAAAGUAAGUGGUAAAGUGCUGAAAUACAAGUGAAAAUUAUGUUUGUAAUUUGUAAUUCAUUCAUGUGGUAUUAAUUAUUGUUGUUAGGUAGAAUACACUGUAUAAACUAGUCCAAAUCAGCUGUGAUUUUAUAUUCUGGUGAGGUAGAUUUUUUAAAAUACUGUUUACUUGAUAAUCAUUGGAAUAAAUUUACAGCAUUCUAACAACAUGAAUUUAUAUACAAGAGUCUGUACUGCCUAUCAAUUAGUUUUAAAUUUAAAAGAGGAAUAUUCUAAUUCAUAUCCAGUAAAUAUAUUUUAUUUGUCUAUUGUUGUUUAUUUAGCAAAUCACAAUUUUAUAUUGGAUGUUAUAUAGAUUUAAGGUAUUUUUAAUAAAUUUUUGCUUCAUUAGUACAUAAUGCAAAAUACGAUAGUGGAUUUUUACACAAUUUCACUAUGUGUACAUGUAUUUUAGUAAAUAAACACCAAUCAUCUAUAAGACUAACAGCUUCUUUUAUUUUUCAAAAUUAUAUUACAAUUGUUUAUUUUAAUAAAAUAUCAUGGGUUAAAAUUUUUUCACAGGUGAACAAAAUAAAGUGAUAAAAUUUCCCCAUAUUCCAUCACUGGAAAAGCUAAAAAUGAAUAUUAAAUUAUACUACUUUCCUAAGGCUUUUGGGAAUCAGUCUUAAUUUAGAAUUAAAGAGAAUAUAUGAACUUGAUGUUGGGCUUAUUACAUGUAUCUGAUAUUUUAAAUUAUUUUAGCUUAUUAAGCUGUCUCAUAGUAAUUAUACUGGUAACAGAACUAAUAUGAACUUAAUUACUUUCAGUAUAACUGGGUCCAUAUUUCAUUGACCAUUCUUUUUGAACAUUAUAUAGAAAACAUGAUAAUUUUGCAAUAAACACAUGCCUUAUUUAUUGUAAACCCUGUCUGCAAUUGAUGUCAUUUUAAUUCAGUUGUGAAUUUUUGUAUGGACGUCUUUGGUGUAUAAUCUAGUGUAUAUAAUUGUAUGUUUGAAUGCAGAAUUGACAAUUAAAAUAUCAAAAUA